GUAUAAAGUGUAUUUGAAUGGUUGCAUCUUAGGCACAUUAUUUCCUGUGAGCUCCCAAGACCUUUUUUUUUUAUUAAUAUCUAGAACAUAUGGAAUUUGUUGUUUUUUAUGAGCACUGCCUUGUGUGUGUGGAGUUUGCAUGUUCUCUCCGUGCCUCGGGGGUUUCCUCCGGGUACUCCGGUUUCCUCCCCCGGUCCAAAGACAUGCAUGGUAGUUGUCCCUAGUGUGUGAUUGCGUGAGUGAAUGAGAGUGUGUGUGUGCCCUGCGAUGGGUUGGCACUCCAUCCAGGGUGUAUCCUGCCUUGAUGCCCAAUGACGCCUGAGAUACACAGGCUCCCCGUGACCCGAGGUAGUUCGGAUAAGCGGUAGAAAAUGAGUGAGAGAGUGAGUGAGUUAGAUUACUGAAAAACAGAACACAGAAGUGUGUCUGUGUGUGGGUGUGUUUCACACCCUAGCUUCUGGAAAUGCAUUCGAUUAAGAACACGCCCUAACACAGCUGUAUACUUUAGGGAACAUGAUGCACACACACGUGUAUGUGUAGAAACUACAGUACCAAAAUGACACUCCCAUAUUGUGUGAAACACAGAUACUGCAGCCUUCACGUAACACAAGCACAUUUUCAGAUGAACUCCUAGAUAACACACACAGCAUCAGUGUGUGUGUGUGUGUGUGUGUGUGUGUGUGUGUGUGUUAUUCACAACAGUCUAGUGCAGGUUAAAGCAUUUCAUUGUCAUCCAUAUAUACAUGAAGAGUCACACUCAUUUGUGGUUACACACACUCACAGGCUCACUCCAAGCAGAAAGAUCUUCCCACCAAUACAUUAAUAUUAAUAACACAUGCUGUUGUGUAAGGCUUAUCAUUUUUUAAUAGACCCAUGUGAUGUUACACAACAUAUGGGUGUGAACUUCUCAAAAUCAACAUACCGUGUUAUUCUGACUGCAUUGUUAAAAAUACACGUUGAAAGAGAUAGAAGAUAAUAUAUUUUCCACCAUAAUUACAACAGAAUAAUGUUAUUAAAACCAUUGAAAACUGGAAUUAACUCCCAGAUUAGUUACUGAACAUGUUUUUAUAAAUAUUUAAUGUUGUAAAUUAUUUAUAUACCUAAUCUAAAGAAUAUUCAUAAAUUGUCAUCACUGUGGUCCAGGGUUGCCAGGUCUGCAUACCAAAAUCACUUCACAACCAUUUCAUGAUCAUGCAUUAAUCUUAAAUGCUUCUUUUACCAAGGUCUUAAAAGGUGUUAUAUGAUUACUUUUGUAAUUUUCAUAAGCAAAACCAUAUAAAAUGACAAAUCAGGAUUUUGGCCUUAAUCCAUUUUGCUUGGAUUAUAGAGUCAAACAUUCAGCAUGUGGAAGCUACCACAUUCAUGUGGUUAUAAAUGUGGAAAGUUGACUAAGUCACUGAGACUCAACACAUCAAAACACACAAUAAAACAUUCAAAAAACGUUCAGAAAACGUCAGCGGUUGUAGUCCAAUUUACAGUAGCAGAAAAACACAAAUCUCUGCAACAAUGCUAAACAUUUACAUAAUUGUACCCAAAUGAAAGUGUUGCCAUCAUUUCCUAACCAUGUUUUAGGCUCACCUGUGAUGAUUAAAGCUUUUAUCAUCAUUUUUUUAUGUUAUAGAAGUUAUACAAGUCACUCUUCUGCAGUAGAGCCACUUCUUCAUGCCCUUAUCCAGACAUGCCAGAGGGCACAAGGGCAACAUUGCCCCGCCCUCAUCAAGAAUGCUGAAGCCAUCUCAGCCUAAAAAGAUUGAAAACAAUACUCUGAGUGUCUCCCCUGCUCUCGAGGGUACCAAGCGGUGGCAGAGGCUGGACAAAGACCCCAAUUCUCCACAGAGAAAAAGAAUGACUGAUGACUGCUCACUGGAACAUGACAUGGGCGUAAAAUAUGGAUGUCACAAAGACAACACGUCACACUUUCACAAAGAUCCAUCUGUCUAGUAAAAGUGAGGGAGAGACAGAGGUGUUGUUAUGUUACUAGGGUUAGAGCCGCUGAAUUAGAUAGUGCUGGUGAUUGGGCAGGAUAAAGAUGUGCAUUGAGUCGGCAGAGCAGGAAGUGGUCAGUCGCAGUUCCACGAAGCUGAGUGCAUUUUCUACAAAAUGCUGCAGUUCCUAUCUUUAUUUUUUUAAAUUAGAGUAGUGAUUGAAGGUGAAUGACUGUAAUCGUUAUAGUAAAAAAGCAGUUUGUUUUAUGAUUGAUCUGAAAAUUUUGUUUGCAUUUUGCAAGUUUUUGGGACUUUUGCUUCUAGUUGAAAAGAGUAUCAGCAUUUUGGAGCCAUGGCAUUUAAUCAGCUCGACUUAACAGGGGGCAUUUCUUACAUCUGUACUCUCUUCAGCUCUGUAAUUUAUAGCUCAGAAGUAUUAGAAAUCCAAAGAAUUGCUUGUUUGGGUCAGACUUUCGGAGGAUGAUGGUGCUUUAAGGAAAGGGGUUUCUUUUAGACACCCAGGAUUGUGAACAUCGCUAGAGACAGAAACUUGUCCAACUCCAGAAGUCAGCAGAUGCAUCUCACCACAGUUUGCUCUACAUUAAAGAGAUUGGGCAUGGAUGGUUUGGCAAGGUGUUGUUGGGGGAGGUAACCUCUGGCCUCAGCAGUACUCAGGUGGUGGUGAAGGAGCUCAAGACAAGUGCCAGUAUUCAGGACCAAAUGCAUUUCCUGGAGCAAGCACAACCUUACAGAUCUCUGCAGCAUCCUGCUCUAGUGCAGUGUUUGGCUCAAUGCACUGAGGUCACACCCUACCUGCUGAUCAUGGAGUUCUGUCCUUUGGGUGAUGUGAAAGGUUAUUUGCGCAGCUGCAGAGCGGCAGAUUCUGUGACUCCUGAUCCAUUGCUCCUUCAAAGAAUGGCUUGUCAGAUUGCUUCUGGCCUUCUGCAUCUCCACAAACAUGACUACAGACACAGUGAUCUGGCUUUGAGAAACUGCCUUCUCACGUCAGAUGUUACUGUCAAGAUUGGAGAUUAUGGCCUGUCACACAGCAAGUAUAAGGAUGAUUACUUUGUGACAUCAGAUCAGUCCUGGGUACCGUUACGCUGGAUUGCCCCAGAACUGGUGGAUGAAGUUCAUGGCAACAUACUGAUGGCAGACCAAACAAAACAAAGCAACAUUUGGUCUCUUGGGGUAACUAUGUGGGAGUUGUUUGAGUUGGGGAACCAGCCUUAUAGACACUACUCUGACCGGCAGGUCCUCAACUUUGCUGUGAAGGAUCAACAACUUAAACUACCAAAGCCAAUGAUUCACUUUCCUCUUUCUGACCGUUGGUACGAAGUGAUGCAGUUCUGUUGGCUUCAAUCAGACCUAAGGCCUAAUGCUGAGGAAGUUCACCUACUGCUCAGUUACCUGUGUGCCAAAAGUGCCAGUGAGGCAGAAGAAGAUUUUGAGAGGCGCUGGAAUUCAAUGAGACCCAACAUGACUCUGCACGGGGCUGGUCCCCUGACCUUGGAGUUGCCACCGUCUUUGACCACCUCAUCUUCAUUCCCUUUACUGGAGCAAUUUUCAGCUGGUGAUGGCUACCAAUCAGAGUCAGGAGAUGACAUUCUCACAGUUACUGAAACCAGUCAUGGUCUGAACUUUGAGUACAAAUGGGAGCAAGCAAGAGCUAAACAGCCCUAUCCCUCCUCAUCCACCAGUGCAACAUUAGAUCAAGGGAAUCACCAUUGUCAGGAUGUCUAUUACCCUCCUGGAGGUAUGGAAGGUGAAUGUGGGAUUAAUCGCCUUACUUUAGGGUUCUCUCCCCAAUACUAUGACCCCAAGCAAUUACACACUCCAGGUGUUGUUCCAGUUCUCAGUGCACAUAGUCCAUCAGUGAAUAGUGAGUAUUACAUUCGUAUUGAAGAGCCAGUAGAAUGCAAUAUUGACAUGGAAUACACAAUGUGUGCAUACAGCCCUGAAUUUGGGGGCAGCAAUGGUAGCUUUCUCACUGGUAGUGGAGACUCAGGGGAUUGUAUGAAUUGUCCUUCUAAAGGCAAGCCAAUUGAAACAUACUGGUCAGCUGAAAUCCAUAAAAGCAGUGCCUAUGAUUCAGACUGCAGUCCAACCAUGUCUCUAACUAUGGAGCCACUUCUAGGUCAGGUAUCUGAUUCCAGCCCACUUAGGCCAUGGGAGUCAGGACAUUAUGUAUCAUACAAGGACAGGGAUGGAGGCUAUUACUAUGAAAACUCACCAUCACUGGGUAUGGAUCGCUACCUGAUUGGAGGCCUAUCAGAACCCAUGAGGGAGAGUUGGGGGUCCCGAAGCCUGAGACAAGCAUUGGGUGAGAUUGAGGAACCCUUGGGGAUCUCACACUCGAUCAGCAGCUCCCCACAGGGCUAUGCUGAACCUUAUCUAGAGAGAAGCCAUGGGUCAGUACUUGGGAAGAAUGUAACUGGAGGAUACUAUGACAUGAUGGGUUCUUUGAGAAAGAUCAUGCCAGGGAACCACUCAGUGUGUAUUGACAUGGAAUCGGGGGGAGCUGUGUUUGUGGGGCAAGAUGAGAGUGACUCUGAAGAGGAGGAGGAUCUAUUCACUGAAAGGCAGGCAAUGGGCUGGUCUACCAACCACUCAACAAAAAGCCAUUUGAGCUUGUCUCAAAGACGUUCGUCAAAGCAAGAUGUAUAUGCAGACUUUCAUUACACUAUGCCAAUGACUGAUAUUGAGGAUGCAUGGCCAGAGAACCACAGUCUCCCAUACCGCUCUACCAAAACAAUUAAAUACUUGGAAGGCAGAGCCAAAAGCAAUACCUGCCCAGUGCAUGGCAGACAAGCAUCACUAUCCUCAGCAGACUGCAGCUCCUAUAUUCAUCUCUGUAAUGAACCUCGAGAAGCAGAGGUGUACCCUGUACCUUGUUGUCAGGCUUUAAGCAAUUCCCAUUUUGUAGAUCCUCUUACAGGGUCAUUAGUUAGAAAUUGUUUCAUGAAUGACAAUAUUUCAGACAAAAACACAGGCAUACCUAGCAGAAACCCACAAGUCGGCCAAGCUACUUUACCUACUGGACAAUUAAUUUCAAAAUCAGAGGCAGCAAAAAACAACAUAAAACAGACAGAACACCCAGAAUAUGUUGACACUGGUGUCAGAGAGGAGAUUUACAAUCAAGACAGUACUGGACAACAAGAUACUAGACAAAUUGACAUGAAAACAGAGAUUUUAACCAUAACUCAAGAAGUGGACAAACCCCUUCUUGAGAUCUCUUCCAAAGAGUCUGAAUCAGACAGAAGCAAGACGGCAGACAGUGGUGUAGAACAUGGAAAUUCCUGCACCAGCCUGGUGGAAAUUGACAAUUGUAGUGACGAUGACAUUACAGAUGUCACCUCUGGGAUUUUUGGUGACUUCCCUGGAGAUUAUGCUGAGACAGCAGACUAUGCCUCACCUUCAUUCAAGUCAUUGCAGAAACAAGUAGGUACACCUGACUCCAUGGACUCCAUAGAUCUACCAUCCACUACAGGCUCCAGUGAGACUCUGAGUCCAACUUCUCUCCAUCCAUCAAAUUCCUCUAGAGCUGUGGAUAGUGGCUAUGACACAGAGAACAACGAGUCUCCUGAAUUUGUCCCCAAGGAACCCCAUGAACCACAAGAUACCAAAACCUUUAUACAGCCAUUGGGGCUUUCAGUUGCUGACUCAAUCCAAAUCAUGGAAGCAACAGAGGGAGGUGGAGCUAUCAUCCAGCAAGAGGUUGUGGAGGAUGUGGAGGAAGGAGUCACCAUGAAAAUAUCUCAGAGCACAGAAAAGCUGACUGUACUAAGUGAGAAAACCCCAUACAGAGAUUCAGCUUACUUUUCUGAUACUGAUGCAGGGAAAGAGAAAGAGAGUGAUGAAGAUAGAGAGAAAGGUACUUAUGAUCAUGAGAGGAAGGAAGAGGAAGAAAUGCAAGCAAUAGACCAAAAAACGCUACCAACACCAGUGGUAGAACAAGACAAUGAAAAACCAAAUGAUCUGGAGACAAAAGAAAACGGUGACAAUUUCUACAAUGAUAUUCAGGAAGGGACCCAAGCAACUCUACUCACAGAUGAAGAUGAAAAGAUUUCCUCCAGUUCCAUUGAACUAACUAUUAUUUCUUCUGUUUCUCCUGAUAUAUGUGAACGCCCUGUAAAUAAUACUGUCCAGGAUGAAAACUUUGACCUGACUUCAGAUGACCCUCAAGAAGUGCUGUCUGAGAAUCAAUUAUUGAAUUUUACAUACUUGACUGUUUCUGAUGUCAAACAAGAAAAUCACAAAAGUGAGGUGACAGACACCACACUUUCCUUUGACCCAUCAGCAGAUAACAGUUUAGUUGAGGACAGUAAUGUUGAGAUCGGUCCUGACAGCUUUAUCGGUGAAAAUGAAAUUAACCAGAAAGAGCAAAUUACUGAAGUAACAACAUCCAGCACAAGUUUAGAAGAACAAUCAAUUCAGGACAACAAUGACAACAGUGUGGAAAUGCUCAUAUCUGACUCAGCCAAGAAUGUUUCAGCAGAUAAUAUAACAGAAAAUCCUGACACUCAAGAUAGUAAUGCAAAAACUGGAGUUCAGUUACACAAGAGCUCCACUCGUCCUUAUUCUCCUCCUCCUCCUCGCCCAUUACUUGAGGGUCGAGUGUCCCCAGUGGAGAGAGGAGAAGCUGAUGAUGAGGACAGAGAUUCAGAGGACAGUGAUGAAUCAGAUGAGGAGCUGCGCACCUACAGUAUCCAGGAACAGAGUGAGGAAAGUGAGGAUGAAAUACUACCUGUGCCCAUUAUUGUAAGUGACUGCAGUGAUGCACACAAACUCAGAAGCCUCCUCAAGAUGCCCAGUCUUUGUAUGGAUAACCUUGGUGAUGAGUCCAAAAAGAAGGUGGUGUCCUUCUUUGAUGAUGUUACUGUCUACUUGUUUGACCAAGAAAGUCCAACUGGAGAACUAUCAGAACAUGCCUAUCCCCUGGGAGGUGAGACAAGCUCACAGGGUGCAAGGUGCACAGUGUCAAACCAACAGGAAAAGGCCAAUUCAACUGAUGACUCUUCAGAUGGAAAUGUUUCAGAAGAGAGUACAGGGUUUGAGUGGGAUGAUGAUUUCUCUUUGCUGCCACUACCAACGUCAUCAAUGGAAUCACCCUCGGACAUCAAGGCUAAAACAAGCCUUCCACCCAGUGCUACAAUUAACAAGCCUGUUGUGCAAUUCUCACGCUUCACAGUUUCUCCAUCCCCAAUUUCACGAUUCUCCAUCACCCAUGUUUCUGACUCAGAUGUGGAUUCGGCAGGAGGAAGCAGUGAGGAUGGCGAUAAAGAAUGAGCACUGCACACCACUGCCAUCUAUGUGGAGUGUUCUGCAUGAAACUCUUUUCUUCACAUGUACUGGUCAUUUGGAAUGAAAAUUAUACUCUUUCAAAUAUGUUUGGGAUGCCAUCAAGGACAGUGCCUAAUAUUGUUUUCAACUAGUUAUACAACGGUCUUUAUUGAACCAAACAGAAAUGAACAUAUCUGUGGCCACAUGCUUUUUAAGAAGAAUAUUAUAAAUAGCAAAAUUUCCAAGUAAUACCAUAUUUGUUAAAAUCAUAUUUUAAACUAGUGACAAUUUCGAAAUAACUAAAGAAUAUGAACUGUGAAGACAUGGAAUUUAUAAAGGAUUCCACAUAUUUUCAUGAAUGAUUGGUAUGAUCUUGAAAUGAAGGAUAACAUGAACAUUUUUCCAGAAGCUAAUUGUAAACUAAAUCAAGAAACCUUUUUCAAGGACAUUGACUUUGACUGUGAAGUAAUGAUGAACUAAUGAACAUAUUGCUAACGAUGAGUUAUGUUGCUAUAGGAAGAGAAAUUAAGUGAGACUACUAUUUGUCAAUGGCUGAUUAAGGUCUUGUUAUUUUAUUUGUGAGAAGGCAAAACUCAUCUACUUUUCACCUUCUAUUUUUUUUUUAUUGGGCAUCAGAGCAACAGGGUUGUGCCUGUGUCACAUAACGAAAAGUUGUGGACUUUUGAAAGCUGUUUUAAAAAUGUUUGGGAGAGAGGAAACACAUAGCUGCCUUGAGUCAGCCAUCUACUUGUAAGUAGCAGAUUAUACAGGGUCAUAAAACAUCAUGAGACUUAGACCAGCUCUGUCAUGUUAUUACAAAUGAUAUCUCGAAUGAAAUUCAUAUCUUUUUUUAUUGUCUUAGAUUUUUGGAGAGGCAACCAUUGCCUGGUUGAUGAAAACAGUUCUAAGAACUACUUGUUUCAGUAUUUACUUAUAAAUUUAAUGUAUAUUAUUGUCAGUAUCAUGCAUAAAUUUUUGAACUCAUGUUUUACUGGUUUCAUUUUGGCCCUUGAAUAAGAACUGCUAAAGAAACCCAAAAUGGGAAAAACACAUGAUAAUUUCAAAUGCUUGAGAACUUAACAAAGUUCUUGGUACUGGACCCUUUAGUCCUUUAGUCUAUGUAUGCAUUUUCUAGUUAGCAUGUAUAAAUGAUACUGUACAUGUCUGCUACCUUAUGAGGACCAGAGCUGGGAUGUGUUAUGUUUAAGGUGUUUAUAACUUUUUUAUUUAAUACAUGAUGCCUGUCUUGUCACUUUUGAGAAAUUUAUAACGAAAUAGAAGGAAGAAAGACAUAUACUAAUGGCAUUUAGUGCACAGUUUAUGGACAAUGUAUUAUUAUAAUUAUUUAUUAGAAUAGACAAAAACUACUGAACAAAAUUUACCUUACGUUUCUUACGUUGGAGAAUAACUGUCCAAUAUAAGUUGAAUAGUCUUGUGAACACUGUUGGGGGGAAAAAGUCAUUUCUUAGUAAGAAAAUGUUUGACAAGAUAAAUAGGAAUUUAAAACACUCUGAGAUAUCUGUAUUUUGGAUCCCCUGAAUUUGGGAAGAAAAGAAAAAUCACAUCCUCUCACGUUUAAUGUUUGCCUCUUACAGCAUCACUGUUCUAAAUAGGGUAGCCUAGAUUGAACUAGACAGCAAUCUGUACUAUUUUUGUAUUCUUUGAAACAGAUUUAAAAUCCUAAACUGUAUUAUAAUGUUGCUGGACUGUAAAGAGUUUAUCAUAAUAUGUUUUCUGCCAAAGAGAUGCAUUCUAUUGGUAAAAAUGGGGAUGUUGGCUGGAAUUGCUGGACACUAACAUGACUUGAUAAUCAUGGGCUAAUGGAAAAUGUUCUUGAUUGUAUUGUGUGACUGUCUUCAUAAGAAAUCCAGCAAAAGGGUCUGAGUCAAUAGAAUACCCUGAUCUGUGUGAGAUUCUGGUGAUUUAUGGUGAAGGAAAUCUUGUAUUUGAGUGUAGUGAGCAAAGAAGUGGUUAAAUGAUUCUAUGGAGUAUGAAUCCAUAAAGAUAUAUAUUGGUUAGAGAUAAAUGUUAUGUGAAGGUUCCCAUAAAUAUCUGUCCCUCAUGGAUGUCACAUGAUUAGUGACUGUAC
This is a messenger RNA of Tachysurus vachellii, 9297 nucleotides long. RefSeq names its product apoptosis-associated tyrosine kinase b (gene lmtkb). The record is from RefSeq and is a predicted model, not a curated record. Gene Ontology annotation, molecular function: ATP binding; protein tyrosine kinase activity. Bases 2646 to 7214 code for a protein of 1522 amino acids. The transcript has 12 exons. Gene Ontology annotation, biological process: peptidyl-tyrosine autophosphorylation; brain development. Lineage: Eukaryota; Metazoa; Chordata; Actinopteri; Siluriformes; Bagridae.